This is a messenger RNA of Strongylocentrotus purpuratus (purple sea urchin), 4466 nucleotides long. RefSeq lists its product as uncharacterized. Gene Ontology annotation, cellular component: nucleus. Gene Ontology annotation, molecular function: DNA-binding transcription factor activity, RNA polymerase II-specific; RNA polymerase II cis-regulatory region sequence-specific DNA binding; protein binding. Gene Ontology annotation, biological process: regulation of transcription by RNA polymerase II; immune system process. The transcript has 11 exons. NCBI's taxonomy places the organism in Eukaryota, Metazoa, Echinodermata, Echinoidea, Camarodonta, Strongylocentrotidae. The coding region runs from base 262 to 2262 and encodes 666 amino acids. The record is from RefSeq and is a predicted model, not a curated record.
UCGUGUGUGCGGCUGGACGUGAAUGGUUUGUAUAUCUACCAGUUGCGAGCGCAUGAAUCAUUCAUAGUACAGUGGGCUUCCCCCAAACUAGUCAAAACUCUCUGGUUUAGAAAUCUACGGUGGUGUUUCGAGAAUCCGACAAUCUAGGUCUCGCUCUAGCUAGCUCCUUGUGCCUAUCGUGAAGUUGUGCUCAGCUGAGGAUAGCUCCCUACCUAAUUAAUUGGACAACCUUCCCGAAGUAGCAGUGGUGCCUAAAUCGUGAUGAUGCAUAGUGCUAAAAUUGGCAUUGUAGAGAACCAGCCGCCAGCGAGCCAGAUGCACAACGGUCGUCAACGACUUCGGCCGUUCCUCAUCAGCCUCAUCGACAGCGGCAAGGUCAAGGGCCUGCAGUGGCUCGACAAGGAGAAGACGCUCUUCAAGAUUCCCUGGAAACAUGCUGGCAAACAAGACUACGACCCUCAAGAAGACUCCAAGAUAUUCAUGCUAUGGUCGCGUAAUACCGGCAAAUACAAGGAGGGUAUCAUGGAGCCGGAGCCGGCGGUCUGGAAGACACGUCUUCGUACCGCCCUCAACAAACUCCCCGACAUCGAAGAGAUUCAUGAGAAGACACAGCUCGAUAUCCCCGAACCUUACCGGGUUUACAAGCUCCAUCCCAAGAAGACUGGUGGAUCUAAUGCGAAUAAUAAGGCACCUCAUCCAGUGUGUCACGAGUACCAACCCGCUACAGGUCGACAGCCACGUUCGACAGGGGGCAACAUUCGAGGCUAUCACUCUACGGGGUCCUACCCCACUGGGAUAGAAUGCCCUGAUAUGCCACACCCUAGCUACCCCUCCCACUACCAAUCUAUCUAUGACUACUCUUACCCAAACCCGAUGUGUGAUGUCGGCAUGGGUGCAUACAGCCUUUCGCCGACUGGUGGAAGCCUAUCAGGUUUCGGUUACUACCCUCCCCAUCAGCAGAGCGUCAUGACGUCUUCCAGCAACCGCCACCACCCUUACCACACACCGGGUCACCGACUGCACCACAACUCGACGGGCUCGUCGGGCAGCUCCGUGGCCGAGCUCAAUGAGAUCACCGAGGUGAUCAACGAAGACCUGAGUACAGGCAACAUGAACGACCACCAGGCACAUCACUACACCAACAUGGACAACAUGGACGUGGACAUCCAGACUCGGAUGAAGAUGGAAUCAAAUGCAGCAAUGCACCAGUACAUCAACAACAACGACCCCUCACAGAUGAACUACCACGACCCCACCUCUGUGACAUCAUCCGGAAUGACCGUCCCUUACAACAGCGUGUCCAACAGGGCGCAAGUCCCGCAACGCUGUUCGGCGCGUUCUGACUACGAUCAGCAAGCUUCGCCGCCAACCGCUAUCAACGCCAUCACCAUAGCUUCGAACAUCCUGUCCGGUGAGGGUGAGGGUUUGGAGGCCUGCACGGCGGCAUCGGUAGGCAUGCACGCACAUAGCCGGCGAUCGAUCAAGGAUGAAGACUCACAUUGUUUACCAAGUGAACAUGAAAUGAGCAUCCAGAUGUAUUACCGUUCCACCAACGUCGGCUUGCACCACGUCCAGGCUGAUGGCGGCUGCAUGGUCUACUUCCGAGAGCCUAACGAUGCCGAGAUCCGCCGCAACAUGCAGUUGAUCCAGAUGCCAGACAUCAAGGACAUACCCGAGACCGAGGUCAAGGGAAAACCCCGCGAGUACAUCGGCAAGAUCCUGGAUUGUUGCGAUAAAGGAUUGUCCUUGACAUGCCGUGAUGGUUGUAUCUAUGUGAAGCGUCACUGCCGCAGUGUUCUCUUCUGGAGCACUUCGGAAGACGGCACACGAUGUGAGAAGCUGGAGCGUGACGUUGAGACAAAGAUCUUUGAUCUUGAUCGCUUCCGUCAACAUCUGCGGCAAUACUACGAGGGCUCGAUCCCAUCACCCGUAAUCCCUGAGAUCAACUUCAGCAUCGCACAGAAGCUCUGUGAUGCCUUUGAGCUGAAGGCCUGCUUCAUCUCGUUCGUAGUGCGACCAUUGCGAGCUGUGGAAGAGCUGCGGACACUCAACAAUGACGCCAGGUCGCUACCGCACAGCAGCCACAGCGGACUGCUCAAGUUCUCAGGUCCAGAGAUGCACAAUGAUGUCUUCGCCACCACCAGUGUGUCGCCUCUUCUGGCGCAGGCAGCUGCUGGGCUGGGUCCUUGGGGUGACAUGAGCCCUUACGCCGCGUCGUGCCCCAUGGUACCCCAGCCUGCACUUACGCAAGUCCAACACUGAGACAGCACUGUGGGUGGAGAGCAGAUGUAGCACAUAUGAUGACAGAGUGGUCUAAGACAAAUUUCGAUUGCACUGCGUCUUCUGUAGAUCUUGAAACUUCCCCAGUUUUAACUUGUUUUCCCGAGUUCUAUUGUCACAUCAUAGGCUUAUGUAUGAGCAUGACGAGUCCACAUCUCAUGUGAAAAUAUGGUGUUAGACCAUCCUUCUUGUGAAUGCACCUUUCAGUUCCUGAGGUGCUAUGGCUACGCUAUCAGCAAUCUUAUCUUCCUACUCACUAGAAUUCACCAUAUCUUGACCAAACAGUAGCUUCGAAAGAAUCUCAAUAAUAUCCUUUAAAAAGGGACGGAAACAUAGAUUAACUGUAGGGAAUGGAUAAAUAAUCAUGUUAUGAAUUUUCAUAAUGAUUUCUUGACACUACCGACUGUUGACAAAACCAUCCCUUCACUUAAAAAUAUAUAUAGAGAGAGCACAUUCCUAUAUAAAAACUUAGGUGCCAAAUUAAACCUGCACCCCCCCCCCCCCCUUACAAAUGAGUCCUACAAGACCAUAAUGCCAGUUACUGGACUACUGGAAUAGAAUAUUUAUGUGCCCUAUGUUAGGCAUAUAUGUAAGGAUAUUAGUGUCAUGUUCCAAUAUUUUUGAAGAUAUUUUUGUAACAGCACGUGUGUUCUUCGCUUGUAAGUGGUAGUUAAUUCGUAUUACUAGGCGACGUAAUACAUGAAGGCUCUUGUAGAAAAUAUGUGUACAUUAAUUCUUUGCUGACGUUGUAGUUCAAUCGAUUUUUGUUCCAUGUAGAUGUGAUUAUCAAAAGCUCUUUCUAAAUGCAUGUUGUAUAUUCAAUUUCUUGCCUGUGAUGUAUAUUUCUAACUCGUUGCUUCCGUAUCAGGAUUGUAAAUGAUGUAAUUUAUUUUGUAAGUUUGUUUGUAUAUAGUUCAAUCUUGUUCAUUUUUUUAAUUUAUGAGUAUAAUCAAAUAUCUUCUUUUUUUGCCUGUUGACCUCUCAUUUUUUCUUCCAAUCACAUCAAACUUAUUUUUUAUAAUUCCCGUAGACAGCUGAAAAAUAAUAUUACUUUGAAGACUCUUUUCUUAUUUAGUAUGUUUGCCGCGUGAUUUUUCUGCAAGAAGUGCCUUCAAAUCUGAGCAAAAUCUAGUUAACGUGAUUAUAUGAUGUAAAUAAUGAUGUGUCUGUAAAUACUGUACAUAUUCAUUCUGCUGAUUAUUUUUCUAUCUUGUAUCGUGGUAGGUUACAAUCAAUCCGAUGAAAGUAGGCAAGCGAAUUUAUAGAGACUUCUGAUAAGAAAAUAAAACGUUGGAUUUAGAUUUUUGUCAAAAUCAAAUCUCUUUUCUCUUGUUGCACAUGACAGUUUCGCAAUAGAAUGUACCAAAUACAACUACUCUGCUUGUAAAUAUUUGAACAAGAAAAAAACAUUGUUUUCACAAGACAUUCUUUUAUUCAUCAAGGGACAUGUUUCGUUUGUGAUUGCACUCCCCCCAAAAAUGCUCAAAAUAUUCCUGCAUCGAAUUUAUUUCUACAUUCACGCACCCACAGCAGAAUCUUACUCAAACGACUUUCGUAUUGGGGGAAAAGUAACUGUAUUUUAUCGCCCUCAUUAUACAACAGCUCCACAAUCUUGCCAUAAAACUAAAAACAUAUAAGCCGACAUAAAUUUGUGAUGUCGUGGAUAUUGCCAAAAAAUGUGUAGUUCUGUACAGUUUACUCAAAACGUAUAGAAAGUCUACAAAGACAAAAUAUAAUUUCUAGUUAAUCAUGCCAUGAAAUUUGAAAUGCUUAAAGCUUGCCACUUUUAGCCAUACGGAGUAGGUUAUGUAAUUCCCACACGUUAUAGAUACUAAUUUCGAGCAGAAACUGCAAAUUUCACUUUCGGCACAUUCUAAUUCAAAACGGGACACAUUUUUAACAUCCAACAUGUCAUCGCAGGGCAGGUUCCCGCGAAGUUUGUCUUGGUAAAUUGUUCAGUGACGAAAAUAGUAUAGGAUGAAUGUUUGUGCACAAUUUUUAGUCUUUCCAUAUUAUUCCAAUACAGUUUUUAUUUUAUGUUCAUGGUUUUAAUGGUGCUACGUGGCCAGACAUGAUGCGAAUUUGACAAAACUGUGGUUGUCUUGCGUACCUUUUUACGGUAGUCGUAAUGUUUUAUGUCAAUGUGCGUUUAAUUUGGAAGUACACAUUAAAAAAGGAAAGCAUUA